Molecule: messenger RNA, 4337 nt
Organism: Lotus japonicus
Lineage: Eukaryota; Viridiplantae; Streptophyta; Magnoliopsida; Fabales; Fabaceae
Exons: 10
Coding region: 1785-4139 (784 amino acids)
Source: RefSeq, a predicted model, not a curated record
AGCUUGUUGAAAUGUCUCAAGUUCGUGUUAAACGAAAGAGAGUGGAUUGGAGCCUUGCUUAACAAACUGUUGAACCUGUUCUAUGUUAUAUAUCUGUUGAAAAAGAAGCUAUAUAUGGACUGACAGAGGUUUCAAGGGAGGAAGUAAAGAGUGCACGCCUAGUUGCUAAUCUUGGUUGUUAUCCAACUUCCAUUCAACUUCCUCUUGUCCCACUGAUAAAGAAUAUGGACAUUUUUCAAAUCCGUGGUUGGAUGUAUAAUAGACUUAUGCCUGACCAAUGUGGCGUUACAAAUGAAUUUAUGAAUGGAGUACAAGAAUUUAUUGCUUUUGCAUGCCAAAAAGAAGACUCAAGUAGUGGAAAAAUUAGAUGUCCUUGCCUUAGAUGCAGAAAUCUCAAGUAUUUAGAUCCUGAAGAAGUCGAAAUUCACCUUUAUAGGAAAGGAUUUGUACGUGAUUAUUGGUAUUGGACAUGUCAUGGAGAAAGUGAUCCAACUUUAUGUGUAGCAUUUAAUACUUUUCAAAGUACUAGUGGCAUUGCACAAGAGCGUCCAAGUACUAGUUGCACUAGACAGGAGGGUCAUAAUGAACAGUUUGAUAGAUUUGAGAGUAUGGUUUAUGAUGCUGUUGAUCCGGAGUUUCGAAUGCAUCCUGAUCAACAAACCGAUGAAGCUCCAAAUAAAGAUGCUCAAGAUUUUAUGAUUUACUACACGCAGCCCAAAAGCCACUGUGGUCGGGAUGUAAACACACAGAACUAUCCUUUGCAGUUAGAAUGAUGACAAUUAAAUCAGAGGGAAACAUUUCUCAACGAUCUUUCAAUGAGACUAUGUCGCUCAUCAAGGAGUUACCUCCUGAAGAUAAUGUUAUUCCUGAAGAUUUUUAUCAGACAAAGAAAAUUGUGUCAAAACUUGGUCUUACUGCAAAAAAAAAUAGAUUGUUGUGAACAGGGUUGUAUGUUGUUCUACACUGGUGAUGAUAUGCAAUUAAAGGCAUGCAAGUUUUGUGGUAGACCUCGUUAUCAUCAGAAAAAGGUUGGUAGGGAUAAAUACAAGGAAGUUCCUGUGAAGCGAAUGCAUUAUUUACCUCUUAUUCCUAGACUUAAGAGAUCAUAUGCCUCAAUGAGUUCUGCACCACACAUGAGGUGGCAUCAUGAAAAUAGGCGACAAUCAGGAGUGUUAUGUCAUCCAUCAGAUGGAGAAGCAUGGAAAGAAUUUGAUCGAAAAAAUCUUGAUUUUGCAAAAGAACCUAGAAAUGUGAGGUUGGGGUUAUGUUCUGAUGGUUUCAUGCCAUUUGGUAAUGCAGCAAAACCUUAUUCUUGUUGGCCGGUAAUUGUUACUCCUUAUAAUCUUCCUCCUGAACUAUGCAUGACAACACCCUACAUGUUUUUGACAUUGAUUAUUCUUGGGCCCAAUAAUCCAAAAGAAAAAAUUGAUGUGUAUUUGCAGCCACUGAUAGAUGAGUUGAAAUUGUUAUGGAAUGAAGGUGUGCUGACAUAUGACAUAUCAAAGAAGCAAAAUUUUAUGAUGAAAGCUGCAUUAUUGUGGACUAUUAAUGAUUUUCCUGCAUAUGGUAUGCUAUCGGGUUGGAGCACUGCGGGAAAAUUAGCAUGUCCAUAUUGCAUGAAUCAAUCAAAGGCUUUCUGGCUGAAACAUGGUGUUAAAUGUUCUUGGUUUGAUUUCCACCGUCAGUUCUUGCCCAUGGAUCAUGCAUACAGAAGAAACAAGGAUGCAUUUUACAAGAAUUGAGUCGUGACGUCUAUUGCUCCACGAAGAUUAACAGGGGAUCAAAUGUGGGAAGAAGUUUCUAAUGUACCAAAAGUAACUGAGACUCAACCUUGUGUUUGUCCUGGAUAUGGUGUAUCUCAUAAUUGGAUAAAACAAAGCAUUUUUUGGGAGUUACCAUAUUGGAAGUCCAACUUAAUAAGGCAUAAUCUGGACAUGAUGCAUAUUGAGAAAAAUGUAUUUGAAAAUGUCUUUAAUACGGUGAUGGACAUCAAGGGCAAGACCAAAGAUAAUGUUAAAGCAAGAAUGGAUUUGAAAGAGUAUUGUAGGCGAAGGGAACUAGAAUUAGUAGAGAACCCUGGUGGAAAACCUUUAAAGCCUAAAGCAAAAUUUGUUUUGUCCAAUGAGCAGCAAAUGGCAGUUUGUAAAUGGGUUAGUGAGCUGAAAAUGCCCGACGGAUAUGCCUCAAAUUUGAGUAGAUGUGUAAACAUAAGGGAAGGGAAUUUCAUUGGAAUGAAAAGUCAUGAUUGUCACAUCUUUAUGGAGCGUUUGUUGCCAAUUGCUUUUAGUGCACUACCACUUCAAGUGUGGAAGCCUAUAGCUGAGUUGAGUAAAUACUUUAAGGAUUUGUGCUCAAGUACAUUGCAAUUGAGUGACUUGUUGUUGAUGGAACAAAAUAUCAUCAUUACAACAUGUAAGUUGGAACGAAUCUUUCCACCAGGUUUCUUUAAUUCAAUGGAGCAUUUGCAUAUUCAUCUAGCUUAUGAAGCAAUAGCAGGAGGUCUCAUUCAAUAUCGAUGGAUGUAUCCUUUCGAGAGGUACUUGGGGAGGUUGAAACGAAUGGUUAAAAACAAAUCACGGGUAGAAGGGUCUAUUUGUGAAGCAUAUCUAUGUCAAGAGACUUCUCAUUUUUGUUCAUACUACUUUGAGUCUCAUGUCCAAUCAGCGAGAAAUAGAGUUGGUCGAAAUGACGCUGGAAGUCAUGAUGAUGUAGAUCCACAAAAUUUAUCAAUCUUCAGUCAUCCUGGUCGAACAGCUGGAACUUCAAGGAGUCGAUAUUUAACUGAUAUGGAAUCAGCUGCUGCCCAUUUGCAUAUCCUACUUAAUUGUGACGAAGUUAAACCAUUCAUUGAACGCUUUGAGCAACAUUUGGAGGCAUCCUUUCCUAAUAUCUCUCAAGCUGAUAUUGAUGGUAGGAUUGCAUCUGAGUUUCCAACUUGGUUUCGAUCUUAUAUGUCAGAUCGUGGUCGGGGAAAAUCCAAAACUCUUAGAGGACGUCCAAGACCGUUAUCACACACUCACAAUGAUAUGUCAUCACAUGUGGCACAUCAUGCCACUCCACCUUUAGCACAAGAGGAUUCAACCAAUGUCCCACCAACUCAAUCACCGCCAAAUGUUGUUGCUGCCACUCCAUCACUUAGGACAUCUCAUUCAACCCCUUCACCCCGUAGUUCUGAAACGGGUGAUGAGCCUAUAAUUGGAUCAAGUGAAUCUCAAACUGUAUCAGAUGAUGACAAAACUACUCUCAUCCUUGCGGGUCAAGGGUUCUUACCUUCGCACUGUGCGGCUAAUAUCAUUACUGAUAUAUUCAGAAGUCACUAUACUGAUCCAUGGGCAUCAUGGAAGAAGAUACCCAAGGACACAAGAAAUAUGUUGUUUGGAGAGUUCAUGAGUAAAUGUUCUAUUUGUCCACCCGACUAUAUAUGGGCUAAAAAGAACUUUGAAGCACGAGGUGCAUAUUUGAUGAAAAGUACUUUAAAUAGGGUUCGUACCUCUAAUACAAGACCAGAUUGGCUUGGUAAUCAUGUAUGGAAUGGGUUACGUGAGCAUUGGGAUAGUGUAAGCUUCAACAUCAAAAGUGCCAAAGCAAAAGCAAACCGGGCAUCCGAUUGUGAUGGAUUUGGGCAGUCCCUUCAUAUUGGUGGCUCUAUUACACCUUCUCAGCAUAAAGCAAAUAUGAUUAAAAAGACCGGAAUCACUCCUACUCAGCUAGAAUUGUUUCGCCAGACACACCAACGCAAGGAUGCUUCAUGGGUGGAUAAGAAAUCAGAACAUGCUACAUUUGAAAGUACAUGGGAAGAUAGGACGCAAAAAGCAUCUGAGCAAAAUGCUCCUCCACCUAAUGAGCUAGAUGUGUGGCUUGAGGUAGCUGGUGUGAAAAAAGGUAGAAUUUAUGGAUUAGGAAUGGAGUCUACUGUGAUGCAUAACAAAUAUCGUGGCUCAAGCUCUUCAUCAUCUGAGUGGGUACGAAGAGAAGAGUUUGAUCAAUUGAGGGACACAUUAGACAUCACUCAAAAAAUGGUACGUCAGAUGAUGGAAAUGAUGCAAACAACAGCACCAACCAAUGUGCAUACAGAUCACGGUGAUAAUUCAGAUGAUUUAGAGGAGUCAGAGGAUGCAGAUGAUCUAGGUGGUUCUUGAGGGAUUAUUUGAACUUUAUCAAACUUUGUUUUUAAGUGUAAUGUAAUAGACUGGUUUAUGAAUGUUGACUUGAUGAUGUUGGUAGAGUAUUGUAUGAGACUACCAUAGUUUAUGAUGAUUGUAGGUUGAAGUUGAAUUAGUGACUGUUUUAUUGUUCCUAUAUUGAUUGAUAGAUAUGGUUAUUACAGGGUUAAAUCA